Molecule: messenger RNA, 1745 nt
Organism: Oryza brachyantha (malo sina)
Lineage: Eukaryota; Viridiplantae; Streptophyta; Magnoliopsida; Poales; Poaceae
Product: zinc finger protein CONSTANS-LIKE 3-like
Exons: 2
Coding region: 199-1209 (336 amino acids)
Biological process (GO): regulation of flower development; regulation of photoperiodism, flowering
Cellular component (GO): nucleus
Molecular function (GO): protein binding; zinc ion binding
Source: RefSeq, a predicted model, not a curated record
GACCCCACGGGCCAGUGACCGCGGUUUCUCGUGGCGGCGAGCCCCUCCACGUGACACCGAUUCCAUCAAAACCCCGCGAAUCCGUUGCAGACGCCCCAAAAAAACAGCCAAAAGUCCACCGAAGGCGAAGCGGAGCGAGCAACGGCAGCACAGCGAAGGGAGGAGCAAGUGAGCAACAGCGAAGCGGAGCGAGAGGAGAUGGAGGCGGAGGACAAGGCGGUGGUGGGAGCGGCGGGGUCGACGUACUGGGGUCUCGGGGCGCGGCCGUGCGACUCGUGCGGCGUGGACGCGGCGCGGCUCUACUGCCGCGCGGACGGGGCGUUCCUCUGCGGCGGGUGCGACGCGCGGGCGCACGGCGCCGGGUCGCGCCACGCGCGGGUGUGGCUGUGCGAGGUGUGCGAGCACGCGCCCGCCGCCGUCACGUGCCGGGUGGACGCGGCGGCGCUGUGCGCGGCCUGCGACGCCGACAUCCACUCGGCGAACCCGCUGGCGCGCAGGCACGAGCGGCUCCCCGUCGCGCCAUUCUUCGGCGCGCUCGCCGACGCGCCGCAGCCCUUCCCCUCCCAGGCCUUCGACGACGACGCCGCCGCUGGCGCCGGCGCGCAGGAGGAUGCGGACGAUGACGGGAGCAACGAGGCCGAGGCGGCAUCGUGGCUUCUCCCCGAGCCCGACGACAGUAGCCACGAGGAUAGCGCCGCCGCCGCCACCGCCGGCGCGUUCUUCGCCGACUCCGGGGCGUACCUCGGCGUCGACCUGGACUUCGCCCGGUCCAUGGACGGAAUCAAGGCCAUCGGAGUACCGGUCGCGCCGCCCGAGCUGGACCUCGCCACCGGGAGCCUCUUCUACCCCGAACACUCCAUGAACCACAGCCUGUCGUCUUCGGAGGUUGCCGUCGUGCCGGACGCGCUGUCGGCGGGCGCGGGGGUGGCGCCGUCCUCCAUGAUGGUGGUGGUGGCGAGCAAGGGGAAGGAGAGGGAGGCGCGGCUGAUGCGGUACAGGGAGAAGCGCAAGAACCGGCGGUUCGACAAGACCAUCCGGUACGCGUCCCGCAAGGCGUACGCCGAGACGCGGCCCCGCAUCAAGGGCCGGUUCGCCAAGCGCACCGCCGACGACGACGCGCUCGAGCACGACGACGCGCCGCCCUGCUCGCCGGCGGCCUCCGCCCUCGCUGGGUCGGACGGCGACUACGGCGUCGUCCCGUCGUUCUGAGCCUCUGAGGUGACACGUCGCCUCCACGCACGCACGGGCGGCGACGUACGCUGCCGUAAUUUUGGCGCGCUCCGUGAUGCGUCCGACGCAUGGCAUUGGCACCACCUUGUAACAUGAAUAAACGGUAGUACGUUAGUUCCAUCCAUGAACGUAGCACUACUCCAUUGCCAAGGACUGUCAUGCAUGUACUCCUUCCUACUCCUCUUCUGCCUAACCAAGGCUUGUACAUUACCAUGGGGAGCAGUAGCUGUUUUUGCAACCUUGAACUUCAGUUACCUGUUCAUGGCUAAGUGUGCUUCAAAUGUUACUGUCCAUUCGAUCUCCUUUGGGAAAGACUUAACUGAACCUAGUACUUGCUACUACUAGAAGCUUGCAGAAACUAGUCAGAACAUGUGCAAGAACAUACAUAUCUCCCAUCGACCAGGAGGAUCAAGUAUCAAAAGCAUGUGAUUCUCAUCCUCUUGGAAUAAUAUAAUGGUGCCUUUUCUUUGUUCAUCUUCAAAUAAAACACUCUUUGCGGGCAUGUCAAAGGAGCU